This is a messenger RNA of Babesia ovata, 4020 nucleotides long. Its product is annotated as 6-phosphofructokinase. NCBI's taxonomy places the organism in Eukaryota, Apicomplexa, Aconoidasida, Piroplasmida, Babesiidae. The transcript has 3 exons. Gene Ontology annotation, cellular component: cytosol. Gene Ontology annotation, molecular function: diphosphate-fructose-6-phosphate 1-phosphotransferase activity; 6-phosphofructokinase activity; ATP binding. The record is from RefSeq and is a predicted model, not a curated record. Gene Ontology annotation, biological process: glycolytic process; fructose 6-phosphate metabolic process; response to glucose. Bases 1 to 4020 code for a protein of 1339 amino acids.
AUGUCGCAGGAGAGGCUGUUCGGUAGCUCAGUGGGUCACUCACGAUCGCGGCUGUUUUCCAGCGACGCUCCUGAUGUCCUUGGCUUGGAGAGCGGUUACGCGAGUCCGAAAAAUGUUGCUUCGAUAGAGGGCGUGACCUCUCCAACCAAGGAGGAUGCCGUGGAACGGCGCCGCAACCGCUUCCACAUCACCCCGCGAGCCACUACCAUCCGCCGUGCCACCAAUAGCCGGGGCAGCGUGCCUCCGGCACCGAUGUUGCAGAUAAAGAAGCACAACACUGUAGAUUUUGCGAGCGAUGUAGCGAGCGAGUCGCCGUCUGGCGGCGAUGAGUUGAAGCGCGUCGAUUCGUGCUACACGUCCAAGAGUGGCUGUCAGUGGCAGUACACCAACCGUGAUAUCGAGUUGCCCAAAAUGCUGCAAUUCGAUUUCCACGUGUUGGAGGAGCACGAUAACAGUGGUGAGGAGUUGCGCGAUUUCGAGGAGUUGGCCGGAGUUUUGAGACACAUUGCUAGUAACAAGAUGGUAUCUGUACAACCGCAAGUCCUGUGUUCUGCUUCCAGCGCCCACCCUACUUUGAAAAUUGGUAUGGUCCUCAGCGGCGGUCCCGCCCCUGGUGGCCAUAAUGUAAUCGCCGGUGUUUUCGAUUAUUUGUACCUGCGCAACACGCAGUCCCAGCUGAUAGGUUUCCACGGUGGUCUGGACGGGUUCCUCAAUCGCCAGCACGAGAUCGUUAGUUAUGAUUUGAUGGAGAAGUUCCGAAACAUGGGUGGUUUCAACAUGCUGCUGUCCGGUCGUGGCAAGGUUUCCGGUAUGGCUGACCUUGACCGCGCCGUUGAGGCUGUGAACGAUCUGGAUCUGGACGGUUUGAUCAUUGUUGGUGGUGAUGGUUCCAACAGCAACGCUGCUCUGCUUGCCAACCACUUUGCGUGGCGCCAGUCUCCUAACAUCUCGGAUGGCCACCCGGUGCUUCGCAAGCCCUGUUGCGUUGUUGGCGUCCCCAAAACAGUGGACGGUGACGUGCAGUCGCACAACAUAGAGGUGAGCUUUGGGUUCGACACCGCUGCGCGCACGUACUCCGAGCUCAUUGGCAACCUGUGCACUGACGCCAGCAGCACCCAAUACACGUACCACUUCAUUCGCGUCAUGGGCCGUUCUGCGUCCCAUCUCGCUCUGGAGUGCGGUAUGCAAACGCACCCGAACGUGGUUCUGAUUGGCGAGGAGGUCCGCCGAAAGCAGCAGUCGCUGUCCUCCAUUGUUGAUGAUAUUGUGAACCUCAUGGAGAAACGUUAUCAUAUGGGUAAGCCCUACGGUGUGGUGCUUAUUCCCGAGGGGCUCAUCGAGUUCAUCCCGGAGAUCAACGUUUUGAUCAGUGAGUUAAACGAGAUCAUACUGAAAUCUGAUGGUCCGGUCACCCACCUGGCGCCUGAGAGGCUGACUAAGAGCCGUGCUACCUGGGAAGCGCUGCCAGACAGCAUCCGCGAGCAGCUUUUGAUGGACCGUGAGGCCACCGGAUAUGUCAUGUUGGCGAAGAUCGCCACGGAGCGUUUGCUGCUGAUGUUGGUAGAAGCUAGAAUUGCCCAGCGUAAGCUUGACCAUUUGGCUUCGUUGACUUUUAUGACCCACUACUUCGGUUACGAAGGCCGCUGUGCGAUGCCGUCGGCCUUUGAUAGUGCCUACUGCUACUCUCUGGGUUACAACGCCGGUGUGCUCAUUAAUGCGAAACGCAAUGGGUACAUGUCGGUGAUUAGGGAGCUCAAGUCCCCCAUUUCCGAGUGGAUUCCGCUAGGCGUACCGUUUUUGCACCUUAUGCAGAUGAUCGACCUGGGAGGUCGCCGUGUGCCGGCCAUUCGCAAGACCCUGCUCAACCUUGACGGCAACCUUUUCAAGGUAUUCGAGAAGGUGCGUGAGACCUGGGCAUAUGAGGAUCUUUAUCGGUCCCCCGGCCCUAUUCAACUCUUCGACAGCGACAAAGAACGCUGCUUCUGCAUUGCCGACCCCACUGUUGAGGACCUGGUGGGGAAGCCCAAGUCCGCUUCUGACGCGAAGUCUCGUUUCCUUCUGCAGCGCCACAUCGACUGCCUGAGUCCGCUUCAGCGCAGCCGUUUGGGUGUCAGGCCACCUAUUCCGCUGCUGUGCAGCGACAAGCGUGCCCGCAUGAAGAUGUUCAAGCAGGUUCUGAGCAACGACCCGUACACUCGCAACCAGGUUGCGCUUAACUACCCCUACAUGAUCCGCCGUUGCCACUUCAACCUUUAUGAGGUUGUGAGCGAGUACCCGGAAGUUGAGGCAAACCAGGACGAUGUGAACAUCCCCAUGAAAGUCGGUGUGGUUGUUUUAACUAAGCAGGCGCCGGGUGUGUUGAAUGUAAUAUGGGGUAUCCAUGAGCGCCUCUCUCUACGCGGCAGCAGCUGUGUAGCUUUCAACGGCGCGCGUGGUUUGAUCGAGGGAGACUACAUAGAGCUAUCGGCUAGCGACUUUGACCUCUUCCGCAACCAGGGCGGUCUCGAGUUGGUUCACCGUUCUCGCGUGCACUAUCUGCAUGACCCCCAAAACUGGGCUUUGGCGCUGAAGACCUGUACAUCUCUCGGCCUCGAGGGUCUUAUAAUAUUGGGUGACGAGUCAGCGAUGACGCAGGCUGCACUGUUGACCGAGUACUUCUUGAGCAAGAACAGCAACAUUUGUGUCGUCGGCGUACCCGUUGCCGGUUCCAAUGGUCUGGCGGGCCCACUAAUUGAGAGUUGUGUCGGUUUUGACUCCAAUGCACGGCUUUAUGCCGCUCUGGUGGGCAACGUGCUGACGGAUGCCGUGAGCAUGCCGAAAUACUGGCACUUUGUGAAGAUUUUGGGUCGCUACCCCAGUUUGGAGGUGCUUGAGUGCGCUUUGCAGACUCACCCCAACUUCAUCAUCAUUGCUGAGGAGUACGGGUCUGCGGACAAGACCCUGUUCGACGUUGUGCGCGACAUUGCCGACGCCGUGUGCAAGCGUGCCGUGAUGGGAAAGAACUACGGUACUGUUUUGAUCCCCGACCACCUGGUAUUGCACCUCCCCAACACGAAAUCUAUGCUUACGGAGUUGCGCGCGGUCUUGAUGGAGGCUACCGCUGCUGGCAAGCGCCGCGAGGCCGUUGACAGCUUCUUGAACUACAGCAAGGGGAACGAUGCGGGUAACGAGUGGGUGCAUAAGAUCACCCCGUGGAGUCUUGGUGUGUUCAACUCGCUGCCGAUAUACAUUCGCCGCGAGUUGCUGAACUUCGAUGCUGAGGUGGCGUUGGAACGUCUGGACAUCGAAAUUAUGUUGGCCAAGAUGGUUAAGGAAGAGCUGAAUGUGCGCAAGGCUAAGGGCGAGUACCGCGGCAACUACGCCGCUGUUACUCACUACUUCGGUUACCAGGGACGCUGCUGCAUGCCGUCCGAGUUCGACUGCAGUCUUGCGUUUGCGUACGGCCACCUGGCAGCAAUCUCUGUGGAGAGCCGUUUGACUGGUGUUUGCUGUUCUAUCCGCGGCCUGUGCGGCACUGUUAAAGACUGGAAGAUGUUUGCUAUCCCGUUGACAAGCCUGAUGAAGGUUGAACCUAACAUUUUGACGGCGUUGUCUCUGAGCUCCUACAAGAAGGGAGAGCUACCCAUUAUUCCCAGCUCCACUGUUAGUUUGAAGAGCAAGGCGUUUAAGAAGCUCACUAUGGCUCGCAAGAAGUGGCUGUUUGAUGACUUGUUCAGCAACCCCGGCCCCAUUCAGUUCAACGGAUCUGUGACCCCGCAGAGCUUGGUCCUCAUCGCGGAACAUGCCGAAUACUACCAGAUGUUGAGAGGCGUCGAGCGUUUCGUUCGCGUGCUGCAGAACACGUGCAAGUUCGGCGUCAGCGAGGAGUACCUCAACCACGCCUUUGUGCAGCUCUGGGGCCUCCUCAGGGUGUCCCAGGCCCCCGGCGACCUGGUGAGUCUGGCCGAUACAAUAAAAUCUGACGAGGACGUGCCUCCUACGCCCUCUGUCACCCCUUCUUCAUUAAACUCUUUUAUUUAA